This is a messenger RNA of Aplysia californica (California sea hare), 932 nucleotides long. RefSeq lists its product as uncharacterized. Bases 188 to 589 code for a protein of 133 amino acids. The transcript has 2 exons. Lineage: Eukaryota; Metazoa; Mollusca; Gastropoda; Aplysiida; Aplysiidae. The record is from RefSeq and is a predicted model, not a curated record.
CGAAAGUAGGUCUGAGGCCCCAGCGCAAAGCGGUGAUGUAAACAGUGGCUGCUCUCGUCGGGACAACCGUAACGACGACUGACUGAGCCCAAACCCAAGGCCAAGUCACCAGGCCUAGAUCUAGAUCUAGAGUCUAUCAUUGUUUUCAUUUAGACCUUAGAAUUUUUAUUGUAGAUCUACCGUCGGAAUGGAAACAAGACUAAAGAGAGACGCUGUGGAUGGUGAUGUUGGGUGGCUGUCCAAAUCGAAUCCGCCCCGUCACAUGCUUCAGACUCAUUCAUCGAAAUCUGGCCAGAGACAAGGUGCCUUGUCCAGGAAACAUCCGCCAAGAAUGUCGCUUACAAGGAGGCCAUCCAGCCUGGCAGCCCGACUAACCCAGAAUUCCCCACCCCUGCCUCAACUGAUGACGAACACACGGCAAAGUUCUCUACUGCAGUAUUUCGCAGGUGGCAAAACACACUGUGCCCAGGGUGAGUUUCCGGCCCUGCUGAGCCUGAGUCAAUGGAAUGGUUGUGUGGUAUUGAGUGCUUCCUCUAGAAACACUGCAAGACUAAUAAAAGCCACUGGUUUUCACCUAGGCAAUCGGUGAGAGUUUUAAUGUGAAUGUGUCUACCCUAGUGACCCAACUAUUUCUGUGAAAAAAUGGGUUGAUUGAAAUGUUGCCUGCACUAUUUUUGUGAGGUCAUUUGGUGAUUCAUCAGCCAUAGGUUCAGACAGAGUUUUAAAAAAAAUUCUAAUUUUAGGUUCUGAUGAAAAAUCUGUUAUCAUAUUCUAUUCAUAAUCAGUGCCCCAAAUGAGCAAAGUCAAUGUAUAAACAGCUAUAAUAUUAAUUAUUAACAAUUUUAGUCAUUUGAAAAAAAAGUUUCAUUUCUUGUUUUUCCAACCUUGUUUUCCCUAACCUUUGACCUGCUUCAUUAUUUGGCUGAGUGUUC